AUGAGGACCGAGAACCAGAGUAGCAUGGCCGAGUUCCUCCUCCUGGGGCUCCCUAUUCGACCAGAGCAGCGGGGCAUGGUCUUCACCCUGUUCCUGGGCAUGUACCUGACCACGGUGCUGGGGAACCUGCUCAUCAUCCUGCUCAUCAGGCUGGACUCUCGCCUGUACACCCCCAUGUACUUCUUCCUCAGCCACCUGGCCCUCUCUGACAUUUCCCUUUCCUCUGUCACGGUUCCCCAAAUGCUGGGGAAUGUGCAGACCCAGCAACAAUCUCUCCCCUAUGAGGGGUGCAUUUCUCAGAUGUACUUUUUUGUUCUUUUUGGCUGUCUGGACAAUCUCCUUCUUGCAGUGAUGGCCUAUGACAGGUAUGUGGCCAUCUGUCACCCACUGCACUACGCUGCUGUCAUGAGGGAGGAGCUGUGCGUCUCAUUAGUGGCCGGGUCCUGGUUCUUCUCCUGCGUCCAUGCCCUGUUGCACACCCUCCUCUUGGUCCAGCUGUCCUUCUGUGCUAACCAGACCAUCCCCCACUUCUUCUGUGACCUUACCGCCCUCCUGAAGCUGAGCUGCUCAGACAUCUCCCUCAAUGAGCUGGUCAUCUUCACUGAGGGAGGAAUGCUUUUCAUCCUGCCUUUGAGUAGCAUCCUGGGCUCUUACGUCCGAAUAGGGAUGACUGUCCUGAGGGUCCCCUCCACCAAGAGAUUCUUGAAGACUUUUUCCACCUGUGGCUCCCAUCUCUUUGUGGUGUCUUUAUACUAUGGGACACUUGCAGGUGUUUAUUUUUUCUCUUCGUCACAGAACUCCAGUGACAAGGACAUUAUCUCUUCUAUCAUUUAUACAGUAGUGACACCCAUGUUGAACCCCUUCAUCUACAGCCUGAGGAACAGAGACAUAAAACAGGCCCUGGACAUAUUUGUUAGUAGGGCUAACUUCUUUAAGUGA
This is a messenger RNA of Marmota flaviventris (yellow-bellied marmot), 939 nucleotides long. RefSeq names its product olfactory receptor 1J4-like. NCBI's taxonomy places the organism in Eukaryota, Metazoa, Chordata, Mammalia, Rodentia, Sciuridae. Gene Ontology annotation, molecular function: olfactory receptor activity; G protein-coupled receptor activity. The record is from RefSeq and is a predicted model, not a curated record. Gene Ontology annotation, cellular component: membrane. Gene Ontology annotation, biological process: G protein-coupled receptor signaling pathway.